Messenger RNA from Nasonia vitripennis (jewel wasp), 3031 nucleotides. It is a transcript of the gene Sse, whose product is annotated as separase. Lineage: Eukaryota; Metazoa; Arthropoda; Insecta; Hymenoptera; Pteromalidae. The record is from RefSeq and is a predicted model, not a curated record. Gene Ontology annotation, molecular function: cysteine-type endopeptidase activity. Gene Ontology annotation, cellular component: mitotic spindle; cytoplasm; nucleus. Gene Ontology annotation, biological process: meiotic chromosome separation; proteolysis. The transcript has 12 exons. Bases 567 to 2567 code for a protein of 666 amino acids.
AUGUCAUCUUCAGAAAGACACGUCAAAUUGUUCCGCGUUCCGGGCGUUUCAUCGUUAUGAUAACUGGAAAAUUUGCGGAUUGUGAAAUUGUCAUCGUCGACAUUUGAAUUCACCGGUUGUGCUCGAGAGAUGAAGGCGUCAGAGCGCAGGAGUUGCGUUUGGCAUGAAUUUACAGUUGAAAAAUAAAUAGCGAAGGCCCAUCCCCAUGACGAACGCGCCCUACUGCACUUGACCGACGUCUAUUUCUGGGCUCCAGCUGACGCCUGUGUCCUCGAGAUGGUCAACUCGGCGCACUAUGUGCUGGCUUGUCAGAACGUCAACUUCCACUUCUGCGACUGUCACGCCGUAUACGGAGUAGUUCUUUGGUUAGGACGACUACGAGAGGACUUGUCGUUGCACUGAAGUCAUUGAUGAAGGACGGAGAGGAGCAAAUGAUGAUAUAACAUUAUAUAUACUUAGGCGCAGUUAUAGCACGAGAGGCUCAAGCAAUAGGCUUGUUUUGGCACAGUUUGAAAUCCGCUAACGGCCAUCGACUGUCAACAAAGCGGUCGAGCUGAUGUGCCAGGAUGUCGUCGCCUGGUGUUCUCCGAGAGGUGCCCUGUGCCAAGAACACCGUCAUCUCCUCGGCGAUAUUCUCCGACUACCUGAAGCCUCAGGUUCUCGACUAUGACUCCUAUGUUUCUUCCGUGUCUCUCGACAAAACUCAAAUCUCGAAUGGAGAAUCCAAGGAGAAGUCCUCGUCCAUGCUGGACGAUGUCCUGGGGAGGAUCUUGAGAAAAAGGAAGACGAGUAAGAAAAAGACGCAGAUGACUGUCAAAAAGUUCGAUGCGGAGAUGGAUAAGUUUAUCAAUUCGUCGCUGCUCAACGUCGCCGUUGUGGAGAGCUCCAGUACCUACAAGAUGAUGGCUAUGUCCUGCUUUGCUCUUGGAAAAGAUUUGGAAGCUUGCUGUUAUCUCAUAGCAUCUCAUGCAGCCUGUCUACGCCAACAGAUAAUGUACAGAACGAUGAAAAUGAGUCUGCGGCAUAGGGUCCUCUCUGAACCAAUGGUUAAUAAUUUGAAUGUAAAGGAUCUCGAUACUGAUCAUGUUCUUGGGAAUACUAAUCCAGCAACACUUGUGGCCACGCUUAAAGAACUGCCAACAGAAUGGUACGUUGUACAGAUAACGGCUGAGCACGAGAAUUUGAAACACAUAAGGCGCAGGGUACAGCCAGAAGAGACAGCGUAUUCUUUGAAACCCUCGCAUGGCCUUUACAUCAUGACUCUUCCUACCGGAAAAAACGCCAGUUAUCCUGUCUGUGUUGAAGUUCCAAAACCGUGUUCAGAUUCAAAGUAUGACAUCCGUACAGAGGUGGAAUCACUUCUAAAUUCCAACAAGUCAGAUUUAUCAAAUAUUUACAACAAUAACGACCUGUACUGGAAAAUGCGCCGGAGGCAGAAUGAGCAAAUGAAUGCUGCAAUCACAGAAUUGGAGUUUUCCUGGUUAAGGGAAUGGAGAGUCCUUUUAUUGGCUGAUUAUCUAGAAUGUUUAGACUUAGUGAAGGAUAUUCAUGACAUGAUCGAUAAGCUGAUAGCGGAUUCUUCAAUUAAAGAAUUUCCAGUGAAAACUCGUUGGCUUCUCAAAAAAAUUGCUUGUGGAGCUUGUCAUCUUCAACCGUACGAAAUUGAAAGAGCAGUUAAAAAACUUUUACCCAAGCAAGAAAAACUUGCCAAAAAUAUGAUAUUGUCUAUUGUAGCAAAAAUUAAAGUCAUGGAACCAUUGAAAACUGCCAAAAGAAAAACACUUAUUUUAAUUGUGGAUGAAUGUUUAGAUCUGUUGUCAUUUGAAUCAAUAAAACUUCUGAAACAUCAACCGGUUACAAGAUUUCCUUCUUUGCACAUCGCAUAUGCUCUGUUCAAGCAACAUCAAGGUACUAUCCAAGCAGGUUACAAGAUAAUUAAAAAAUCUGAAGAUUUGGGAACAUUUAUUGUCAAUCCAUCCUCGGACUUAGUCAAAAUGGAAAACAGAAUGAAAUCGUUUAUCCAGUAUUGGCUACCAAAUUGGAAAGGACUGUAUGGUGCAAAGCCAGAAUUGGAAUUUUUCAAAAAUGCCCUCAAACUAUAUCACGUACUUCUCUACAGUGGACAUGGAAGUGGUAUACAGUUUUUGAACGGCGAGGAAAUUGAAAGAAUGAGAGUUUUGGCUUCUGUGCUCUUAUUUGGCUGCAGUAGUAUAAAACUUAUACCAGCUGGUGGCAGAAUGCCAGCAUAUGGAGUAUCGAAUCAGUAUCUGAUGGCUUGCAGUCCGUGUAUACUAGGAAUGUUGUGGGAAGUAACCGAUGGAGACAUUGACCUCAUGACAGCGAAAUUAAUGAGUAAAUGGGCAUCAUCCGAAGACAAACGAUCUUGGAAUGGUGUCAAGGAAUCUUUGUGGUAUCACGGAAAACUCGAAUUUCAAGGUCGUGUUGCAAACGUCAAAAAUGAACCAGACAUGCUGCUAGCUGUGGCCAAGUCAAAGGAUGUAUGCAAACAGUAUAUGACGUCUGCUGCCAUUGUCGUGCGAGGUUUGCCUGUUAAAUUGGUAGAUUAAGUUUUAAAGAAAGUUGUGAUAUAUAGGUAAAUAUGAGGAAGAGUGAGCAAUACUUGACCAUGACCAGAGUGAAAUCAAAAGUAUGAAACUUUUGUACGAAAUUUGUACAGGGCUCUUCAGUCAUUAGUUAAUUUUAACAAUUUUAACUUUUAUACAAAGUAAAUGUAGGUUUUGCGGAAUACCGUAUCUCUCUUUGUAUCAAAGAACUCAUCAAAAGUGUCAAUCACUUCGCACUACAAGUAGACUGUCAUUUUUUUUUAAUCUUUUCAUGUAUUUUAUACGUAUACAUUAUUUUGAGAACGCGCAACGAAUGUAUUUAUGUAAUGAAUUAUACAAAACCAUAUUUUUAUACUAAAACAAAAUCAAAGUCUGAAACAGCUAUAAUUCAUUGUUAUAGUUGAGCGUCGUACACAUACGUGGCGACAGGGAAACGAACAAAUAAAAAGCCAGAUUAAUAUAAGUGA